AUGGACUACACAGAUAAGUUUAUGUCAAGCAAGCAUCAGGAACAAUUUCGAUCAGCUUUAGAGAGUGCAGAUCCAUCCUCUGCCUCCCCUUUGCUUAUCUCAACAUCACCUAAAUCUCCGCGAUCACCAAGACCUAGUAAGCACACCGGGAGUCCCCUCAAGAUUCAAAAGCCCCAUCCUGGGAAAGUUGGUGAUCCCAAAAAAGGCGGUUCUGGUGGGAAAGGAACCUGGGGAGGACUGCUUGAUAUGGAAGGUGGCCACGUGGAUGAUCCAAACGAUCCGAAUUACAUCAGUGAUAAGGAUGACGCGAAGCUCUCCACCAGAACGGAUGAGCAGUUUGAGGAGUUCAGGAAGAAGGCCACAAUCAUGGUGGAGGAAUAUUUUGACAAUGAUGAUGUUACCUCGACUGCUAAUGAACUGAGAGAAAUCGAUAGGCCAGGUUACUACUUCUAUUUCGUGAAGAAGUUGGUCUCCAUUGCCAUGGAUAGACGGGACAAAGAGAAAGAGAUGGCUUCGAUUCUGCUAUCCUCUCUCUACGGUGAUGUGAUUGAUCCCAAACAAGUCUACAAAGGCUUUCAGAAGCUGGUGCAGUCUGCAGACGACUUAGUGGUGGACAUUCCUGACGCAGUUGAUGUUCUUGCAAUGUUCAUUGCUAGAGCCAUUGUUGAUGACAUACUCCCCCCCUCGUUCUUGACAAAGACGAUGGCCUAUUUGAGCAAGGACUCGAAGGGCGUGGAUGUGAUCAAACGAGCUGAGAAAGGGUAUUUGUCAGCCCCUUUGCACGCAGAGAUCAUUGAGAGGUGUUGGGGAGGCAGCAAGAACAAGACGGUGGAGGAUUUCAAGGCAAAGAUAAAUGACUUGUUGGUAGAGUAUGUGGUGAGUGGGGAUGUGAGGGAGGCACGCAGAUGCAUAAAGGAUCUGCACGUCCCUCACUUCCAUCACGAGAUAGUGAAGAGGGCUAUCUUGAUGGCUAUGGAGAAGAGGCAGGCAGAAGGGCGUCUGCUCGAAUUGCUGAAGAGGACUUGUGAGGAAGGGUUGAUCAAUUCAAGCCAGAUAUCGAAAGGGUUCUCCAGAAUCAUCGACUCUGUAGACGAUCUGUCUCUGGAUAUCCCAAAUGCAAAGGUGCUACUGCAGUCAUUGAUCUCAAAGGCAGCAUCGGAGGGGUGGUUGAGUGCUUCGUCUCUGAGGUCGUUGUCGCUCAUCCCUGGGAGGCAGGUGGUCGAGGAAAGCAUGCUCAAGGCAUUCAAGAAGAAGGCUGAGUCGAUAAUCAGGGAGUAUUUCCUAGCGGGUGACGUAUCAGAGGUGAUCUGCUGCUUGGAGUUUGAGAAUGGUUCGGGCGUGGCUGAGCUGAACGCAGCGUUUGUGAAGAAACUGAUCACUCUAGCCAUGGAGAGAAAGAACAGAGAGAAGGAGAUGGCUUCUGUGCUGCUAUCAUCUCUGUGUUUUCCAUCUGAUGAUGUGGUGAGUGGUUUCAUCAUGCUGAUAGAGUCAGCAGACGACAUGGCCCUCGACAUCCCCAUCGUGGUGGAGGAUCUAGCCAUGUUCCUGGCACGGGCAGAGGUGGACGAGGUGCUUACACCACACGAGAUGGAGGAGAUAGGCCGACAUUUCCCGGGACCAACCUCAGUAGGAAACAAGGUGACACAAAUGUCAAUGUCUCUAUUAAAGGCCCGUCUAUCCGGGGAGCGGAUCCUGAGGUGCUGGGGAGGAGGGGGCAGCUGCAACAACGGGUGGACGGUGGAGGACGUGAAGGACAAGGUGGGGAAGCUGCUGGAGGAGUAUGCAGCAGGCGGGGACACGAGGGAGGCGUGCCGGUGCAUAAAGGAGCUAGGGAUGCCAUUCUUCCACCAUGAGGUGGUGAAGAGGUGCUUGGUGAUAUUGAUGGAGAUGAAGAAUGAGAGGAUGUGGAGUUUGCUAAGUCAUUGCUUUGAUAUGCAACUAAUCACCAUGACUCAAAUGAGUAAAGGGUUUGUGAGAGUGUCUGAUGGCCUUGAUGAUCUGGCUUUGGAUGUGCCUGAUGCUAAGAAACAGUUUGACAAUCUGCUGCACAAAGCAGCCAACCAAGGAUGGCUAGACACUUCUUUGCUACCUCUCAAUGGCUUUACUUGAAUUUAAUCAUGUCUUUUCCAUUCUACUUAUUUUUUUAUUGCAAACUUGUUCGAUAUACUCUUAUAUUUCUCCUUGUUUGCUUCCACAAUUUGCUUUGUGUUUCUGUCUA
Salvia splendens (bonfire salvia) is the source of this 2218-nucleotide messenger RNA. Its product is annotated as MA3 DOMAIN-CONTAINING TRANSLATION REGULATORY FACTOR 2. The transcript has 3 exons. NCBI's taxonomy places the organism in Eukaryota, Viridiplantae, Streptophyta, Magnoliopsida, Lamiales, Lamiaceae. The record is from RefSeq and is a predicted model, not a curated record. Gene Ontology annotation, biological process: negative regulation of DNA-templated transcription. The coding region runs from base 1 to 2109 and encodes 702 amino acids.